GGUUCCUCUUUCUGAUAGUGGUCCGACCAAAUCCUCCUCUAAAUUUAUUUGAAUAUUUAGCUGUCCUCAAAAGUAUGCUCAAAAGCGUCUCAGCCUAGACCAAGUCAAGUUCUCUAUAUACCGUGCAAGGCCUUAUAUGUAUACCGUGGACGAAGUUGAAGUCUAGGGCAGCGUGUGCCACAAGAUCGGUUGCUUGGUUGAAGUUUGAUCGGUUGAAAAUUGUUGUAUUGUUUCAUCGCUGCAUCUGUUGCAUCCUAAUCUCAAUCUCAUAUCUGAUCUGACAAGCUACUAUGGACACUUUCCUGUUUGGUGACUCGGAGGAUGACAAUGUCCAACCCAUGCAAAGCUGUGGCGUCUUCUUAAAUAAUGGAAAAGGGAAGAGCAAGGCAGGGAAAGGCUCCAAAAGAAAAGCCAGAAAAGGUCGUGGCAAAGCAUGCAAAUCGAAUGCUGGUGCUUCCAUUGGAGCUUCUGCUCCAGCGAGUACAGAGCUUCACAGUGCAGAGCAGGACCAACUACCUGAGACUGAUGAAGUACCAGGGGUGCAAACAUGGAGCACUCGCCAAGCAGCAGAAGCUGAAAAUUGGGAUGGCAUCAGAAGUGCAAUCUUUCAGGAUGUUGUUACUGCUCAUGCGGUACCGCCACCUGGAUCGUUGUGCUCCAUCUGCGGUAGUGGUGCCAGCGUGAUGUGCGACAACUGUCCCGUACUUGCCUUGUGCCGAGACUGUGAUGUAGGGCGGCAUACAUCACAGCCGUUCCAUCGUCGGCGGCAUUGGACGCGUGGAUUUCUGGAGGCAUUGCAUCCUAGCGUUACUGUCUCGGCAACUGGUGAAUACUCGGAGUUUGCGCCUCUUCUACCCUUGCAUGGAUCACAGAAACAGUGCUUCCGCUGCAGUGGGCAAUGCGACCUUCGAGCCUCUUCGUCAACAGUCAUUGUCAUCACCUUGCAAGGUCGAUUUGAUCUUCACCUUCCGAUGUGGUCAUGCUCGUUGUGCAACAAUGAUCAAGAAGUCGAGCACGUCGACCUGGUGCGAUGCGGCUUUUAUCGAGCAUCCCCUGUCCGGCUCUGUACCGUCGUCCAUGAAGCCGUGUUCAUCACGUGGCAGGAACUAAGGAGCCACUCUCCAGGAACUUCGCUUACUGCGUUCGUCGCGGCGCUCCAGGAACUCGGGAAACGCUAUGGCUGCCGAGGACCCGUCGACCUUGAGCGUCUGGAGAAGGCAUUCACCGAAUGGACAUGCGUGCAGUUUGAGCUUCAAGGCCUCCAGGGCUCAGACUACAUGGAGUGUGAAGCUUGCGGAGCGGAUCCCAAGUGCGUCCAUUUAGAUGGCAACGCUAAACUGUACCGGUAUCGGUCAUCAGGAAGCAGCGAAGUGUCGUCAGCCUACCAUGUGGGAACGUUCAUCGCGGACAAAACGGCCGUCGAUGCACAUGUAACAAAGCUGAGCGGUGUGACAAAGACCAGUAACCGCUGUGGGCUGUCAUCGUGGGCUGCUGGGCGGAACAACCCUGAAAAACCGCCGUCGAAACGGUCUCAAGACGAAACUGGACUGAUUGUGGCGACCUGCCGUCACAGUGUCAUCUUGGCGGGAUGCAACAUGUAUCGCGGGGAGUCGUAUGCCUACAGUCAUUAUUUACACCAAUCGCGAUUCCCAGCCGUCAAGUAUUAUGCAAGCGACAUAGUGUGUAAAUACUGGCCCUGGACUCAGCGUGUUUCGAGGCGUUGGCCUGAAUACGACACCCAUGGCUCGGAACCCUUCCUUAGCGUCAUGCACGCUACUGGCCAUGCUUACUACUGCCAGAUCACAUUUGGCGGCUUCUGGCGUGAAGGCUCUGGGUGGUCGGUCAUGGAAACGACCGAAAUCGCAAACGCGUUCCUGAGCCGAGCGUGCAACACGACGAAGUACAUGACCUCAGCACAGAGGAACGACGCGCUCACCGACAUGGUGCUGAAAUACAACGAGGAAAAGCACCGACGCAUGCCAACCCUCUUGAUCCGCAAGAUGAAGGAGGCAGAAAGGAGGAUCCCGAUGCUCCAGUCCCAGCUCGACACCGCCCUGCGAGAAAACGGCAUCUCUUCGGACCAUAUCAACUCUCUGGUCGACGAACUGCGAAACCUCGCAGCAUCUCUCAGCAGCAGAGACGUCCAGUCACACGGAGGCAACCUGGAAAAUGCCAUCGAGAUGGUAAGCGAUAGCGUGAGAGUUCGCCACGCAGCCACAACGAACGCAGCGAGCACUGCGAAGGGCAGGGCGCGAUACCGCAGGCUCGUAUCUGCCGACAAGCUGAAGCUAUCUAAGCUCUUGGCCCAAUACGAACGGGAAAAUGGUACGACCAUCGAGAUGACGGAGGCUGUUGAGGGCGUCUUUCCCUGGCACGUCCAGACUGGAAAUGCCAGUGGAAUUGCGCUUUCACUGUCAGCGAAACGUGCCGUCUGCGACUUGCACAUGCGUCUGGAACGAUCACGCGAGGAGUUAGAAAUCGUUCAAGAAGAAAUGCUUAACCUGGUCGCUCAUUCAAAGGACGUCGUGGACCGGCUUUGCCAUACCCUCACGGUCGUGACGAACCAGAUUGCGCGCCCAGAAGAAGAGCGAGAGGCUGUCCUGGAGCCGGUCGCAGCUGGUGACCGUUACUCACUCAGGCUUGAGUCAACCCCUGUACUGCACGGUCUUCAGGCCCUAUUAACUGAAGCCGUCAUACAGCGGGGACUCUACCUGGAAGAGGCCUCUUCUGUCUUACGAACAUACCUCACGCCAGGUUCAACAAAAUCGCCAACGAGGACCAGAAGAUCGGGACUAUGCUGAUUAGCUUCAAGGACACAGUCAGGCAAGUAAUCAUAGGAAUUGAGAGAGAUUGUCGGUCGCUAGUGCUGUUCGGUGGAAGAUAAAUUGAGCAGCGUCGUUUUAUGGAAUUUGAUUUUCACCCAUAUUGAUAGCUCCGAAACGUUAAAGCAUAGAAGAAAUGACUACGACGACUGGGCACAGCUAUCGUUAACUCGUGCAUCGUUGUCAGGUGGGAAAUCAUAUCACACUGAGCACAAGACAAUAUAUGAUGGGCAAUAUGCAAUAUACACAAGGUCAUGUAAAGUGAUUAUUUGGUUAUGUUAAACACUGGACGCAUGUACGGCCGGCGCUGUGCGAACCGGCACCGGAAACCCAGCCCCAGC
Molecule: messenger RNA, 3163 nt
Organism: Amphibalanus amphitrite
Lineage: Eukaryota; Metazoa; Arthropoda; Thecostraca; Balanomorpha; Balanidae
Exons: 12
Coding region: 291-2801 (836 amino acids)
Source: RefSeq, a predicted model, not a curated record